Messenger RNA from Vanrija pseudolonga, 1353 nucleotides. RefSeq lists its product with no specific name. Lineage: Eukaryota; Fungi; Basidiomycota; Tremellomycetes; Trichosporonales; Trichosporonaceae. Gene Ontology annotation, biological process: purine nucleoside catabolic process. The transcript has 6 exons. The record is from RefSeq and is a predicted model, not a curated record. Gene Ontology annotation, molecular function: purine nucleosidase activity. Bases 138 to 1319 code for a protein of 393 amino acids. Gene Ontology annotation, cellular component: cytosol.
AGCACAUUAACGAGAGGAUAACAAGAUAUCAGGCAACUUUUAUACCCUUGCACUCUGCACCCCCUCUCCCCACAUAUCUCUCAUCUUGCAUACACUGCCAAUCUGUUCAUAUCGCCCCGCUAGUCACGCUCAUCACCAUGGCCCCUCACAAGAUUAUCAUUGACACCGACCCCGGAGUCGACGAUGUGCUCGCUAUCCUCCUCGCUCUGUCGUCGCCCGAGGUCGAGGUCGCGCUUAUCACUGCCGUGUUUGGCAACACGCACGCCCCAAUGACGUUCAGCAACCUGCUCAAGAUGUACUACAACCUGGGGCUCGAGUUCGCUGCCAACCCCGAGGCGCGCAAGCGCUUCCCCCUCGUGUCGAGCGAGAAGAAGACGCUCGUCGCUAUCGGCGAGAACGGACCCAUCGGGGGCGAGAAGCACGUCGCGACGUACUUCCACGGUCCUGACGGCCUGUCAAACAUUGGCGAGACGCACCCCGAGUUCUCGCCGCCCCCGAGCAAGCCAGAGGACGAGCACGAGUUUGUCAAGUUUGUGCCACGAAAGGGCUGGGAGGCGAUUCUGGACGUGCUCCGUGCCGAGCCCGCCGGCACCGUGUCUGUCGUUGCCUUGGGACCUUUGACCAACGUUGCCUGGGCCGCCCGCGAGGACCCCGAGACGUUUGCGCGCGUCGCCGAGGUCGUGUGGAUGGGCGGUGCGCUCGACGUUCCGGGCAACACCUCCCCUGUCGCCGAGUUCAACUGCUUUGCCGACCCCUACGCCUUCGCCUACCUCCUCGACGAGGUGAAGAAGGGCGCCUUCCGCUUGGUCUUCGCGCCGCUCGACAUCACGUCGCCCCACAUGAUCCCGUUCUCUGACCUCCUGCACCCUGCCGACGGCCCCACGAAGCCCACGCCGCUGCAGGCGUUCACGACGUCGUUCCUCACGCGCGUGCGCGGCCUGCAAGCCAAGUUUGGCCUGCCCGACGCGAUGGAGAUGCACGACCCCGUGGCGGUGUGGUACGCGAUCGGGAACCGCGGCAGCCCCGAGCUCGCCGCCGGCUGGUCGGUCAAGGGUCGGCAGUUUGCCGUCGAGCGCAACGGCGAGAUCACGCGCGGCAUGUGCGUCGUCGACCGCCGCGGCACCGACGAGUCGACGGGCAACCGCGCCGAGGACGAGGACCUCAAGGGCGCCGGCCUGACCAAGGAGAGCGCGGCGACGCUCGGCAAGGAGGACAAGGCGGCCAGCAGCGCGCCCCUGCCCCUCGUCAUCACCGGCACGCCGGGCACACCCGAGCUGCGCCGCCUGCUCCUGGGGCGUGUGUUUGGCACGGCCGUCUAGAUCUGCGCAUUGUGCGGGGUAUGCAUGCGGGGUG